AUGACAAAAAUUCACUGAAUAUUUGAAAAUGAACGAACAGCUUACUUUUUAUCCGAAAGACGAGCUCACUUCUAGGGGAUUUGUUAAAAAAUUAUAUGAUAGUAAUAGUUCAUAUAACGGUGAUAGUGCGGUAUUGCAAUCGUUGAACAAAAAGCCUGUGUGUAUCAUUAUACUCGGUAAACCAUGCUCAGGAAAGACUGAAUUGGCCAGGAGGCUAUGCUCAAAAUGGAAAUUGCAGCUUGUUAACCCAAUGGAACUUAUAACGGAGAAUAUUAAUAGGGCAACAUAUAGUGGAAAAGUUAUUAAUGAAUUAAUGGGAAGUGGUCAACCUUUGGAUGAAAAACUAGUUUACAAUUUAAUUACGCAAAAGCUUGAGUCACCUGAGUGUGCCCAUUAUGGAUAUGUACUGGAUGAUUUACCAGCUUUCUCUGAUUCAAUAAUUACUAUCGAAGAACAAAUCGCCUGUAUUACAUCUCUGAAUCUGAAGCCGGACUUCAUUGUUCACAUCAAAAUUCCUCAAGAGGAUAUCAUACGAAGACGUGAAGGACUGAGAAUUGAUGUGGAAGAUGGAACUGUAUAUUCCAGCCAAAAUUAUACUGACGAAAUAAAAUCAUUUUGUGAACCUGAAGAAAAAUUUUUAAACAAAACAACGAAAGUUAAACAAAACAAAACUGAAGAGGAUACAGAUGAUAGUUCAGAUAAUAUACUUGAAGAUGUUGAAGCUAUGGAAGAAGUUAAUGACGAAGAGGAAGAAGAUCAAAUUAGUGGACAAAGUCAUCCAGAUUUCAAAAAAUUAAAUAAGAAUAAAUUAGAAUAUUUAAUUUCACGAUUGGAAGACAAUCCAGAGAAAAUGAAAUCAGAUUUAGAAUAUCAUGAGAAAAAUAUAGCAUCACACAUAAAUUCUUAUAUGAAAAUGUUCAAUCCAUUCAAUGUCAUUGAAUUAGAUGGAAAUCUAACCCCAACUGAACUGUUUUAUAAUCUACUGGUUAAAUUACAAGGUAUGAAUUUAUAUCCAUCAGUAGCACCAAUAAGAUUUUUCGGUCCAACUGGGGGAGGUGAAGAGGAAGAAGAAGAAGAAGUCAUUCCUGAAGAUAUAGAUACUGAAGAGUUAUUUAGAAUAGUAGCUACCAAGAAAAUGCCUGGUCCAAGGGCUCGUUGGCAUAAAAGCCCAUGGAAACGUUUAUGCCCUGUAGCAUUAUAUGAAGGUCAGUUGUCUAUGGGAAAACCAGAAUUCACAGUUGGCUAUCUUGGACAAAUAUUUUGUUUAGCAAAUAUUGACAAUUUUACAUCAUUUAUGCAAAAUCCAAGACCUUAUUUAUUACCACCUCAACCAAGACCACCAUUUCGUGUUGUUGUACUUGGUCCUAAAGCAUCUGGUAAAACAGAACUGAUUCAUAUAUUAGCUGAAUCAUAUAGAGCAAAAAUUAUUGAUAUAGCUGGAAUGCUUCAAGAAGAAUAUAAUACAAGAGUAUGUGAAAAAUUGAGAGAAAUUCAAGAGAAAACUGAAGCGAUUGUAGUCAAAGAAAUAACGGAAAAACAACAGUUAGAAAUUCAGUCAUUAAACUCAGAAAAAGUGACUGAGGAUACAAAUGAAAUAACUGAACAAAUAGUGACAAGUGAAACAGAAGAACAAAUCGCUAAAGAUGAUAAGGAUUCACAAGAAGGAGAAAAGACAAGUGAAUUGGAUGAGAAAAAAGAGCAAUCACUAUCGUCUGACAUUCCACAAUAUUUACUUCAACCAGUCGUUAAAGAUCAUCCAGAAGUUAAAAGGCGUGUUGCAGAAGCUCUUCAGAGUAUUAAACGGGAGUCAUUUGAAAUCGAAGUAGAUUUUUACAUAAAUGCUGUUCGUGCCGCAGUUGAUGAAGCUGAAACUAAAUUACGUAAUGAUAAUCCAGGUGGUCCAUAUCACGGUCAGUGGAUUAUUGAUGGUCUUCCUGUACGUCCAGAUGUUUGGAGAAGUUUCACGGAGAAUGCUCCAGAAUUGCUGCCUGAUUUAAUUGUUUACUUACAAGAUACAAGUAUAAAUUCAGAGUACUUACUUCGACGAUGGAUUCAACUAAAAUUAGAAGAAUUCAGUGACAUAGAAUCAGUUGAUCUAACUGAGAAUACUGAGAGUAUAAUUACUCAAGAUCUUGAAAGUGAACAACCUAAAAUAUCCGAGGAAACCAUUCUUCUAAGUGGAAGUCAUGGUCAAGCUGCCCUAUUGAGACUUAAAGAGGCAGAAAAAUUAUGGACAGAAAGUUUUGAUUUGUUAAAGCGAACAACUCAACCGUUAGGUGCUCCUGUUGAUGUUAUGGAAUUGAAUAUAACUGAUAAGACAAUAGAUCAAAUGAGAGAUGAAGUUUUAAAUCGUCUAGUUAAACAAUUUAAAACAGAACCGAUAGCAAAGACACAGGAGGAUUUAGAUGAAGAGGAAGAAGAAGAUGCUGGUGCAUUUGAAGAGGAAAUUGAUGAGGAAUUUAGUAUAGAUGAGGAAGGUAUAGAAGAAGGCGAAGAAGAGAAUGAACAAAAGGAAGGAGGUGAAGAACUAGAAGAAGAGGAAGAGGGUGAAGAAGAAGAAUCAGAUUCAAGUAGAAAUUUACAGAAAAAAUUAGGCUUAACAAGUUAUUUUUGUCCAGUAACAUUAUGUGAAUAUGGUGUAUUGCGUGCUGGUGAUCCAGAAAUUGUAGCUGUUCAUCAAAAUUUAGUUUAUUACUUUUCUAAUGAAGAGGCCAGAUCAAAGUUUAUGGAAAAUGCAAAUGUAAUAUUAAAUGGUUCAAAUGGAUUAUUAAAGCCUCCACCGCCAAGAAUCUUAAUACUUGGACCAACUGGUACAGGGAAGUCUUUGCACAGUCGUCAAAUAGCAUUGAAUUUAAAUCUAGUACAUAUUGAUUUCUUAAGUUUAUUACAAGAGAUAACAUUUCCAAAACUUGGUAAGAGGAUUGGUAAACAGUAUGCAGAUCAAGAACCUAUACCGGAUAUUGUAUUACCUCCACUUGAAGAGUCAGUAAAUGAAAAUGAUGAGAAAAGAGAAGCAUCAGAGGAUGUAAUACAAAAGCCAAAUUUAACAGAAAUAACAGAUGAGUCAGAUAAAUCGCUUUUGUUAGAUGAACAUGAAACAAAUGUUUAUGAAUAUCUAUUAAAUUCUACAUCAAUACCUAAUGAUACAUUAGAAUGGUUACUUGGAAAGUUUUGGAAACAAGAACCAUAUAAAUCGACUGGUUUCAUACUGGAUGGUUUUCCUCAAAGUGUAGAGGACCUGCAGUUUUUAGUAACAUCAAACUAUUUUUUUGAUUAUGCAAUAUUUUUAACCGCUGAAGCUGAUGAAGUUGUCUCCAGAUUAUUACCACCUAGACUAGAGAUAUGGCGUAAAUUGAUGGCAAAAAAAGCUGAAAACGCAGCUAAAUUGAUGGAAUGGAAAACUGCCAAAAAGAAAUUGGCCUUGGACAAAAGACGAUCGGAAAUACUUAAGGAAUUAGAAGAGAAGAGAGAAAAUGCAAGAAUGAAACAAACUUCUGAUGAUCCGGAUGUUGAAGAAGAUGAAGAACUGGAGGAUGAAGUUGAUAUUGAUGAAAUGCUGGCAGAAGAAUUUGCUGAUGAUGAAGAGGAAAUGGGUGAUGAGGAAGAAGAGACUGAAGCCGAUGUUGUAGAACGAUUAACAGAAGAGAUCACUGAAACAUUUAAUGAUUCGAAUGAUGUUUUUACAGAAAUAUCUGAACAAAUUGAUGAUUUAUCUAUACCAAAGUAUGAAAUUAAUGCUGGUGGUAAAAUUACAUGGGCUCGUUAUCGAAUUGUUAAACGCUUACAUAGUUUAUUAGAGAACCGAAACUCAUUAUUUGAACGUGUCUAUCCAGUUACACCAAAAAUUGCCGAACGUUUGUUAGUUAAUGGCCAUUAUUUUCCAAGCUCAUACGGUCGAUGGUGUCCAGUUACAUUAUACUUUCAAAAUGCAUGGCUUCCACCUAUUCCAAUGCCUAAUAUAAAAGUUGGUAAUCCGAAAUAUUUGAGUAAAUUACCUGGGAUUAUUGGUGAAACAUUACCCUUAGUUAAAGCUAAAACAUGUGCUGCAACUUAUAAACAACAUAUCUAUUGGUUUAUGAAUUCUAAUGCUCGUGGAUUAUUUAUGAAGAAUCCUUUGAAGUAUACACAGAAAUAUACAGAUCCACCAUUUAGAGUACCAUUAAGAUUACAUAUUAUAGGACCUCCGAAAAGCGGCAAGACAACUAUUGCUCAACGUUUAGCUAAAGAAUAUAAUAUACCUGUAAUUAAUGCUGGUGAUUCAAUACGUUGGAUAUUAAAUGAUCCAAGUCAUAUGCAUACAUCAUUAGCUAUUAGAAUCAGAGAACAAUUUAAUCGAGGUGAAUGUAUUUCAGAUGAACUAACAGCUCAAGCUAUUCAAACAUUAUUAAUGAAUGGUCUUUAUUUCACACGUGGAUAUAUUUUAGAAAAUUAUCCAUUAACUAGAGAACAAGGUGAAUUAUUAUCGGUUUUGGGAGUUCGACCAAAUCUUGUUAUUGAAUUAAUUGUAAAAAAUGAAAAACAAAAAGAAGAAUUAAUUGUACGAGGAAUUACACAAUCAUCAAUCACAAAUCAAGUAAAACUGUCCAAAUCAAGUCUUUCAUUUCUUACCUUUGAUGAAAAACAUAUGACGACAAAUGGGACUGUAGAAGAACACUAUUCAGAUAAUGAACCAGAAAGAAGUGAAGAAGGAUUCAAAUUGCCUGAACCAGAAGUGGAUAUUGCACAAGAGUUAGUUAUUCGUUUAGCAGCUUAUGAUAACAUCAUAUUACAACUUAAAGAAUGGUAUUUAUCUCGUAACGGAAUUCUAGUUGAAUUAGAAGCUGUUCAAAAUCGCUGGUUAUUAUGGCGUAAAGUGAUUUAUUUAAUUAAGCAUAGGAUGAGACAUAUUGAAGAAUAUAUGGAAAGAAUAACUGCUCGUAAGUUAUAUCUUAAUCUCUCCAUUUUACAUGUUGCAUGAUACACAGUACAACAUAGUACCAACCUAUCAUUUUCAUGAAAUGAAAACAAUAGUCCUUCGCCAGACCGUACCUGCUACCUCGACGUGGGUGUCAAGCUUGCCUAUUGCGAUGAUUUAACUGACCUAUAUUGGCUGGGACACAUGUUCCUUCAAGUCCUACCACGUCACCCAGAUAGGUUGGAAAACUGUAACACUGGAAGCAAUAAUUUAAGGCACGAAGGGAAAGUCGUACUACUGAUUGUAGAGAGGUAUAAAACAGCAGUAAGAUGUUUCCCUCAGACAACCAGCAUCUGCAGUGAUGCUUCCUCCUCGCAACAGAAAGAAGUGGUUAGAAAAGGUCGAUUCUCAAAGUAUCACACCUCACCUUCCCCCCCUCCCCGAGAUUACCGUCUCUGGCGGCAAGGCGUUCGGAAGUGAGGAGAUAACACAUCGAAAACGUCCCAUAAGAAGGCCGUGAGCGGUCGGAAUCAAGCAGUUGUCCGUUGGGCUGUGUGAUCACACUCCCAGCUCGCUAGGGCUGCACUGAUUCAGCUCCUUCUUCAGGUCCCUCAAGAAGAAAUAUCCUUCUGCGGUGUCGGCGACUGGUAAGUGACAACUGUCCUUAUAUCUUUAUCAGUAUACGGGAUUAUCUUGUUGACAAUACACUCUGAGACUUCAUUUACUGGAAUUCAUUUUGUUUUUUUCACUGCUUUUUCUAAACAAAUGAAUAUUAACGACUUAGAUAAAGCUGCCUCUAUAGCUGAAUUAGGAAUUGAACAGUGUGAAUAUGAUAAAUUAACCAGUGAAUUCCGUCAAUAUUGUCCUGUGGCAUUGAGGGAAAGGCAAGAGUUAGAAGAUACAAUUGAUGAACCUAAACAACGAUUCAUUGUUCAGUUAAAUAUCAACGACAAUCAAAUAAACAAACCACAUUUUAUCAAUUCAACAAAACAUAAUUUGCAGAAAAUGUUACAUAAUAAUGGUUAUUACAGUAGUAAAGAAAAUGAAUAUACCAACAUGAAUAAUCAAAACAAUGAUAUCAACAGUGAUGUUGCCACUUCCAUUGAUGAUAAUAAUAAUAGUAAUGAAUUGAAUAAUUUAAUUUAUAUCCAUACAUCAAUGCGUUUUACCGCUGAAUACGAAGGACGUUAUUAUCGUAUGGCUGGAUCAAGUGAACUACAAGCAUUUCUAGCAAAUCCAACAAGAUAUGUUUCACCGAAUAAUAUAAAUGCAUUACCAGAAAAUGAACUAAUACCAAUACGAUUGAAAGGGGAUAAAUUAAAGCAAAUACAUGAUUCAUUCCCUAAACAAUUAGCUUUAAAUGGCUAUUGUCCGGUUUGCUUUUAUGAUAGUAAAUUGCGUUAUGAAGGUUUAAAAUUAGGAUUACCGGAAUACUUGGCUAAUUACGAUCACAAAAUAUAUGCAUUCUGUUCAAAUAAUUGUCUAUUGAAUUUCCUCAGAAAACCUGUUCUUUUUGCUAAUCUACAACUUCCCCACAAAUUGCCACCAGUUGCAAACCCUAUAACAGUGAAAUCAUUACCAUUGCCUGGUUUUCUUGAGCAAACAUUAGCUGUAGCCCUUCGUAGGGCAUUAUCUUCUAUGAGUCAAGAAAGGCCAAAGUUUCCAUUCAUUACAAUUAAACGAUCAGCAUUGAUCUAUAUGGGAUUACAUUUAAAAGCUUAUAAUCCACGAUUUCUGAUAAACGAACAAAAGAAAAACCAACAAAAGUUGGCCAAUUAUAUGAAUGCUUGUCACCUAAUACCAUGGUUGGCUAAAUCUAUGCCAAUUCAAUUUCUUCCAGUCUCCAAACGUUCAAUGGAAUUCAAUACAAAACUAGAUCAGUUUCUUGGCCUUGAAAAGCAUAAAGAUCUCCCUGAAACGUGGAUUCAUUAGACUACCAAUAAAUACACAUAAAUCGUAUAUCUAAUGAAUAGUUAACUAAAAUGUGGAAGUCUAUGUAAACGGAAUUACAAGCUGGAAACUAAUGAUCUAUAAAUUCACAUAUAUUCCCAAAUGUUGAUGAGUGAAAUUGUUUCCAACCAGUGAAGACUUAAGCGUGUAAUUGUUAUGGCAACUACUUUCCGUUGUGCAUUAUUUCCGAUACUCAUUAUAACAAACUAUCGUACUUUAAAUAGCCUAGCAGUCAUUUGACGGUUAAAACACUGUACAAGUAUGAUCAUUUCAGACUCAAUUUCUAUUUGGUUA
Messenger RNA from Schistosoma spindalis, 7138 nucleotides. The record is from the annotation of a GenBank genome assembly. Lineage: Eukaryota; Metazoa; Platyhelminthes; Trematoda; Strigeidida; Schistosomatidae.